UUCUUGACUCCAUUCGCUCUCCUCUGUUUCUGCCGUUCUAUACAUACCUACUCAAGAUCCAGAGAGAAAAAGACAGAGAGAGCGUACAGAGGUGGAGAGAGAGAGAGAGAGAGAGAGAGAGAAUUCUGAGACGACAAUGGCGGUUUCUUUGAGGAGUUUUUCUCUGUGUUUCGUGCUUCUGUUGUUGUUCGUUGCGGUAAUGUCUGGAGUAAGAGAGGCGGUUUCAGAUGCGAGGAUUAAAGAAGCAGAGCAGUUGCAGAGCUCAAAGAACUCAUCAUUCGCCGGGAGGUUGGAUGUGGUUGAAGAACGGAAUGAACACGCAGUCGACAAUCCGGAGGAAGUUGCUUCCAUGGUGGAGAUGACCAUACGGAACAGCACCGAAAGGAGGAACUUGGGUUACUUUUCCUGUGGCACAGGCAAUCCCAUUGAUGACUGCUGGCGCUGUGACCCAAAUUGGCAUCUCCACCGCAAGCGCCUCGCUGACUGUGGCAUAGGGUUUGGCCGCAAUGCUGUCGGUGGUCGCGAUGGUCGCUUCUACGUGGUCACUGAUCCCAGUGAUGACGAUGCAGUCAACCCUCGACCUGGCACCCUGCGCCAUGCUGUCGUCCAGGACGAGCCCCUGUGGAUCGUGUUCAAGCGGGACAUGGUUAUCACUCUCAAGGAAGAGCUCCUCAUGAAUAGCUUCAAGACCAUUGAUGGCCGUGGUGUCAACGUCCACAUUGCCAAUGGGGCUUGCAUCACUAUUCAGUAUGUAACCAACAUCAUCAUCCAUGGCCUACACAUUCACGACUGCAAGUCCACUGGCAAUGCCAUGGUCCGCAGCUCUCCAAGUCACUAUGGGUGGAGGACAAUGGCCGACGGUGAUGGCGUCUCCCUCUUUGGAGCUAGCCAUGUGUGGGUUGAUCACAACUCUAUCUCCCAAUGCGCUGAUGGCCUCGUUGAUGCUAUUAUGGGUUCGACUGCCAUCACCAUCUCUAACAACCACUUCGCCCACCAUAAUGAGGUAAUGCUUUUGGGUCAUAGUGACUCCUACACAAACGACAAGCAGAUGCAAGUCACCAUCGCUUAUAACCAUUUCGGACAAGGUCUCAUUCAAAGGAUGCCAAGGUGUAGACAUGGGUAUUUCCAUGUGGUGAACAACGACUAUACUCACUGGGAAAUGUAUGCAAUUGGAGGAAGUGCUAACCCAACCAUCAACAGUCAGGGAAACAGAUACCUUGCCCCAACCAACCCUUUUGCCAAGGAGGUGACAAAGAGGGUGAGCACAGCGGAAGGUAUGUGGCAGGGAUGGAACUGGAGGUCGGAAGGGGACAUGAUGUUGAACGGAGCCUACUUUACCGCAUCUGGCGCUGGGGCUUCAGCCAGCUAUGCAAAGGCUUCAAGCCUUGCGGCCAAGUCUUCAUCCAUGGUGGCCUCUAUGACAUCUGGUGCUGGCCCUCUCAGCUGCAAAAGAGGCCACCAGUGCUAGCUAACCUCUCCAUCCAAUUUAAAAAAAAAAAAAGAAUAGAAAAAAAAAAAAAGGAUUUUUCUUUCCCCUUUUACCAUUAUAGCAGUCCCCUGGUAAGCCCUGAUUCUGUUCUUCUUCAAUUCGGACCCCUGCCUCUCAAUACCUCUUGUCCAGCGUUGACAAGUGUACAUUCUAUACACAUGUCAAUGUUGUCUUUACAGCACCAUUGUUCCAAAUUGCUCAUUAUUCCACUGGGAGGUAUUACCUUUUUCUCGGUGUCAUUGCUCAACCUCGGCCUGCUUCCUUUGGAGCAGGUGCGGAAGUGUUGUUCAUUGCCUUUUCUUUUUCCCAUUAUUUUCUUCUCUCUCUUCAAUUCCUCCAUCGCCCACACUCACCCUGGCUUCUUCUAUCCAGUCUCUGUUUUCAGUAUCUGCAUCUACGCAAUAUCUCGAUUCCUAGUAUACAGUGACCAAGGAUUUUGUAAUUCUUUUCUUUGUAAGUGAUACCUGCAUGGUAUGGAUGGAGAUUUGAGUAUUGAAACUCACAGAUGAAUGUAGUAGCAUCUCCUUUUACCAAUAGAAAUAGUCUUUGUGUGUUCUUA
Molecule: messenger RNA, 2048 nt
Organism: Macadamia integrifolia
Lineage: Eukaryota; Viridiplantae; Streptophyta; Magnoliopsida; Proteales; Proteaceae
Product: probable pectate lyase 1
Exons: 7
Coding region: 137-1468 (443 amino acids)
Molecular function (GO): pectate lyase activity
Source: RefSeq, a predicted model, not a curated record